This is a messenger RNA of Drosophila elegans, 489 nucleotides long. RefSeq lists its product as uncharacterized. Lineage: Eukaryota; Metazoa; Arthropoda; Insecta; Diptera; Drosophilidae. The record is from RefSeq and is a predicted model, not a curated record. The transcript is spliced from 2 exons. Bases 1 to 489 code for a protein of 162 amino acids.
AUGUCCACUCCUAUAAUGGGUGAAAUCGUAAUGCUGGAGAGUCAAUGUGGAAACUUUAGUCGAAGCUACUUUUCCAAUUUUACCAUGAUGGUGAAAAACUCACGGCUUAAUUUGGAAUUUGUUUUAUUAAGAGGUCUCGUUCAGGGUGUGACAAUGGACAUGGAGUUCCUCAUCAGCAUGAAAAACUCGAUUAGGUAUCAGAAAAUUUUCCAGUACACUCUGGAUAUGUGCAGUAUGCUGGCCCAGAGGAGAAACAAUAUAUUCAAGAGAUGGUUUGCGACCUUCUUUGAUGCCAGCAAUUUCAACAAGUAUUGUCCAGUCGAACCGAACGUAUACUAUUUGAAAAACUAUAACUAUAACCUGCUUUUCGUUCCAAAGUUUUUGUAUGCAGGCAAGUACCGAGUGAAGUUCGACAUGAACCAGCUAAGAAGUAACGAAACAAUCAGAGAAUUCGUUGUGGCCUGUGCCUUUGUAGUUGAACUAAAAUAA